AACUCUUUUUUAUUUUUCUUUUUUUUCUUUUAACUCCAAAAAUUCAAAACACAAAUUUGCAUUUCCUCUUCAUUUCAUCCCAAUUUUAAUUUUAAUUUCUAGACGUUACUGUUCUUUUGCUACUUUCUCUAAAAAAAAAACACAUAAAAAUCCUCUCUUUGGUUUCAUCGAAUUGAUGGCGAUGAUGAUGAUGAUGAUGAUGAGAUUCUUUUCUUGUUUAACAGAGACUGUUAUAGCUCCCUUCGGUAUCUCUACUUUUUGAAUCCCUGAGCAAGAUUCAAAUGUCUGUUCUGGUUAAUUGUAUCUCCGUCUCUAGAUCUGUUUCAGUUCAUCAUCUCCGGUUAAGCUUCUUCGUUGCUCCGACUUGAAUCUGAUCGUUAACUCAAGCAUGUGCAGUGGUCCAGAUCGGUCAAAAUCUGACUCAACUUCAUCACCGUCUACCAUGGAAACCACACCUAACGGCAUAGAAAUGGAUCCCCAAACUGUGAAAAACCAAGAUUCUUUUUCCUGCCUUCUUGAGCUUGCUUCUAACAAUGAUGUCGAGGGUAUUCGGCAAUUGAUUGAGCAGGAUGCUUCUUCACUUGAUGAGGUUGGACUUUGGUAUACCCGCCAAAAUGGCUCAAAGCAAGUAGUUGCAAAGCACAGAACUCCAUUAAUGGUUGCUGCUACCUAUGGUAGUCUUGGUGUUGUUGAGCUUAUACUUGCUCACUCAGGGGCUGAUGUGAAUUUAUCUUGUGGUGCCGACAAAAGUACUGCCCUUCACUGUGCUGCAUCGGGUGGUUCCCUUAAUGUGGUUGAUGUUGUUAUGCUCCUCUUAUCAGCUGGUGCUGACCCAAAUGUUACUGAUGCAAGUGGCCGGCGUCCUGCUGAUGUGUUGGUUCUACAUCCAAAGCUUAAAAGCCGGAGAUCCACUCUUGAAGGGCUUCUCUGUGGAAAUACUUCUGAUGGCUCUGUUAGGGAGCACAAUUUACAGAUGUCUGUUAGCGUGUCCAGUUCCAGCUCACCAACCCUUUCAUCAUCACUCGAGAAUGGGUCGCCACCUUCUCCCUCGGAACUUGCUGCUUCUCCACUGGCCUCGAAGUUCAAUGAAGGAAAUGUUAGCUCAGCAACUGAAAAGAAAGAAUACCCGAUAGACCCAUCUCUCCCUGAUAUCAAGAACAGCAUUUAUGCGACAGAUGAAUUUCGCAUGUUUUCAUUUAAGAUCCGUCCUUGCUCAAGAGCGUACUCCCAUGAUUGGACUGAGUGUCCAUUUGUUCACCCAGGAGAGAAUGCUCGCCGAAGGGAUCCACGCAAGUACCACUACAGCUGUGUGCCUUGCCCUGAUUUUCGUAAGGGGGCUUGUAGACGGGGGGAUAUGUGUGAAUACGCCCAUGGGGUUUUUGAGUGUUGGCUCCAUCCUGCACAAUAUCGGACCCGGCUCUGUAAGGAUGGAACAAGUUGCAAUCGGCGGGUUUGCUUUUUCGCCCACACAGCUGAGGAGCUCCGCCCAUUGUAUGUCUCUACUGGAUCUGCUGUUCCUUCACCACGUUCAUCUGCAUCUGCUGCUAGCGUCAUGGACAUGGCUGCUGCAAUGAGCCUUUUGCCUAGUUCUCCAUCAUCAUUGUCUGCCAUGUCUCCUUCUCCGUUUAAUCAGCAGAUGUCUCCAUCGGCAAACAGCCUCUCACAUUCAUCAGCAGCAUGGCCCCAGCCAAAUGUUCCAACACUUCAUCUUCCUGGAAGUAACCUUCAAUCAAGUCGUUUGAGGUCUUCUCUUAGUGCCCGAGACAUCCCUCCUGAGGAUUUUGACAUGUUGCCCGAUUUUGAUGCACAGCAGCAGAUUUUAAAUGACUUGACCUGUUUUUCUCAGUCACGCAAUAAUUCGGCAUUUCUGAGUCGUUCUGCAAGGUCUAAAACACUAACUCCUUCAAACCUUGAUGAGCUGUUUUCUGCUGAAAUCUCUUUAUCUCCUAGAUUUGCUGAUCAGGCAGCUGCUUCAGUUUUCUCCCCAACCCACAAAUCAGCUGUUCUCAAUCAAUUCCAACAGCAGCAGAGCAUGUUAUCACCCAUUAAUACUACUGUUUUCUCACCAAAAAAUAUGGAGCAUCCUCUUUUGCAGUCUCCAUUUGGUGUUGGAUCUCCUGGAAGGAUGUCCCCAAGAAGUACUGAGCCAAUCUCCCCAAUGGGUGCUAGACUUUCUGUGCUUGGCCAGCGUGAGAAGCAGCAGCAACAACUACACAGUCUCAGCUCAAGGGAACUUGGAGGUAACAUUCCUGUUUCUGUUGUUGGAUCUCCAGUGAAUUCUUCAUGGUCAAAGUGGGGAUCCCCAAAUGGGAAGUUGGAUUGGUGUGUGAAGGGAAAUGAAAUGGGUCAAUUGCAAAGGUCUUCUUCAUUUGAGCUUGGAAACAAUGGUGAGGAGCCAGAUUUAUCGUGGGUCCAGUCACUUGUUAAAGAAUCCCCACCUGAGAUGCUGAAAGAGAAGUUGGCGGUUUCUGUUCCAGCUGGGACAUCAUCCGGUGAGGGUUUGAAUAAGACUAAUUCUCAAAUCGAUUCUGUUGAUCAUUCUGUUAUUGGAGCUUGGCUUGAGCAAAUGCAGCUUGAUCAGCUUGUAGUCUAGGGAAAUUUGAAUUCAUUUUUACUCAAUCCAGAAUAGUUAAAAACAUAUUUCUGAAGGUACAUAUUUCUGUGGGGUUUUGGCAUGUGAAGUAGAAUUGAGAAGUGAGGACAGUUCUGAGUAGGUGGGAACUGGGAUGCUCCAAGGAAUUUCAUUCAAUUUUUUUACAGCACCAUUUAUUGUUUACAGCGGCAUCUAUGGGAAAGAUGAAGAAGCCUCUCUCUGGGCUGUAUUUUAAAAAUCUCAGUCCAGGUGCAGGUCUUUUUCUUCCUUACUUUUACAUUGUUUUUAGGAUCAUCCUUUACUGUUGUUUCAUCUUUUACUAAGGAGAAGCAAGUAAUAUGUUUCGGUCCAUAGAAACAAGGGCUCUGUAUCUCUUUUGAUGUUAUGUUCCUUUGAUGAAUGAAUUAAACUGUGGUUGAAGAAAGAAUGCAGUGGGAAGUGGAAGAAGAGAGUCAUUCUUUUUUGAGGUUUUAUAGAUGAUGGUGCGAAUGAUUUUGGAAUGCACCAUCGUGCCAUCUUGGCUUGGCAUCAGGAAUAGGUAUCAAUUGUCUUCUGAAUGAUGUAAAACUGAUUUAAGGUUCCCUGCCCUGCUCCUUGGGGCUUCACCGUCAAUGGUUGGUGGCUUGACAAUCGGGGUUCAUCAUACCCAUUUCUUUCCCAUUAGUAGAAGGUUUUUGUGUUCUGUCCGGACGAAGCAAUUUUUUCUUUUU
Rubroshorea leprosula is the source of this 3303-nucleotide messenger RNA. The record is from the annotation of a GenBank genome assembly. Lineage: Eukaryota; Viridiplantae; Streptophyta; Magnoliopsida; Malvales; Dipterocarpaceae.